Messenger RNA from Racocetra persica, 139 nucleotides. Lineage: Eukaryota; Fungi; Glomeromycota; Glomeromycetes; Diversisporales; Gigasporaceae. The record is from the annotation of a GenBank genome assembly.
GCUAAAAUUACUAAUAUUAUGAAUAAUAUUAUUUGGUGUGCUAAGGCUGCUUUGGCAUUAAUCAUUGAGAUUUAUACUAGCGAAGUUGGAUGCCUUCUCUGUAGUAGUGUCGACUUGGGUGUCCUGGGGCAAAAAAUAG